Messenger RNA from Salvelinus sp. IW2-2015, 2216 nucleotides. RefSeq names its product carbonic anhydrase-related protein 10. NCBI's taxonomy places the organism in Eukaryota, Metazoa, Chordata, Actinopteri, Salmoniformes, Salmonidae. Gene Ontology annotation, molecular function: carbonate dehydratase activity; zinc ion binding. The record is from RefSeq and is a predicted model, not a curated record.
GGCACGCAGUGACAAGUUGAGUCCACUCAAAGAUAGCCAGUCAUGUAGCUUUAGUUCGUACUCGGUCUUCAAACACAUUCAAUGGCGAAGCGAACGACGGCAUCGUGUCGUAAUUAUAGAAUAUAUUUUUUUAUGGCUCACAUUACAACGUGUUUUGAGUGGUAGUGGUUUUUGAUGCGCUUUCUUUUGGCAUACCAUUUUGGCAGAGCGCGCACCACUCUGAAUGUGACACCUUGGAUAGUUGACGGAUUGGGGAAAAUGCCUCAUCAAAGUUUGUCAUCGUUAAGAACUCAAACUUUACAAUUAAUAUAUUUAAGCUUUUGCAAAAUUAACUUGGAAUGAAUGAAGAAUGCAUAUCGUUUGGGAAAUAUUUUUGAUUUUUCAAGCAUAUUUCAUCUGUACAUCAGCACAGCUAAUUUCACCAAAGAUUCAUGACGGUUGGUGGGCGUACAAAGAUGCUGUCCAAGGGAGCUUUGUUCCAGUACCAUCCUUCUGGGGGCUAGUGAAUUCCGCCUGGAACCUGUGUGCCAUGGGAAAGAGGCAGUCGCCGGUCAACGUCGAGACCAGUCACAUGAUCUUUGACCCCUUCCUCACCCCUCUACGUCUCAACACAGGCGGACGCAGCAAGAUGGGAGGCACCAUGUACAACACAGGGCGCCACGUGUCGCUGCGGCCAGACAAGGCUCACCUGGUGAACAUCUCCGGUGGGCCUCUGGGUUACAGUCACCGGCUGGAGGAGAUCCGCCUGCACUUCGGRAGCGAGGACGGCCAGGGCUCGGAGCACCUGCUCAAUGGACAGUCCUUCCCUGCAGAGGUGCAACUUAUACACUACAACCAGGAACUCUAUGCCAACUACAGUGAGGCAGCCAAGAGCCCCAAUGGCYUAGCAAUUGUGUCCAUAUUCAUAAAGAUAUCCGAGUCUCCAAAUGUAUUCCUGAAUCGCAUGCUGAACAGAGACACCAUCACGAGAAUAACAUACAAACAUGACGCAUUCUUACUCAUGGGGCUCAACAUAGCAGAUCUAUAUCCAGACACUAUACGUUUUAUAACAUACGAGGGCUCCAUGACUAUCCCGCCCUGCUUCGAGACAGCCACCUGGAUCCUCAUGAACAAACCUGUGUACGUCACACAGAUGCAGAUGCAUUCCCUACGACUGCUAAGUCAGAAUGAGCCAUAUAAGAUAUUCCUCAGUAUGAGUGACAACACGCGGCCCGCCCAGCCUCUCCUACAGCGCUGUAUCCGCACCAACAUCAACUUCAGCAAGCAGGGCCGGGACUGCCCCAACAACCGUGCCCUGAGGCCCCAGUAUCGAGUAAACCAGUGGCUUCUGAAGUAGGAAAAAGAUGAACAUGCUGUACAAUACAACAGGAUAAAAACUAAAUAUGGGAUCCUGAUUCUCAAGACUUUAUUUGAAUGUGGAAAUACUACAUUAUCAGCAGAGGCUGUUUUUUUAAUGUGUUUGAGAUUGCAAAGUAAGACAAGGAAAGAUUGAAAAGUGUAACUUUUAAGGAUGCACAAAUGUAAUUCUUCUACAGAGCUUAUGGAAAUGGACUGUAAGGAAAUUCAGCAGGCUCCGCCAUUUACUGACCUCUGCAGUGGAGACAAUGAGGACCUCUUUCAUGACAUCAUCAUCAUCAGAUUCACUUGAGUACCCAAAGAUCCCAAAGGACCAACACUUCUUGAAAUUAGCUAAAUGUAAUCACAGAUACAACCAUAAUGUGUUUUGAUACCAACAGCAUUCCAUCAGAUCUAACAACAAGCUAAGAAUCUAAAUAUGAUGGGUGCUCUUCUGGUGAUGAAAGCUUCUACAUAACCACGUCACAAGCAAAAGGUGUACUGAAUAAAUGUCACAAAUGCAGAAACGUUUCCUGACCAUGUGACCUAACCAGGAAAAAUUCUGGGCCCCAGUAAAACACCAGGGCAAGAGAUUUUCCUGUUCAGGCCACAUAGUCAGGAAACACUCCUAGCCAUAGACUUGGGAGAUCCAGUAUUUUAUACUGUAUUUGCUAAACUUUUCUAGCCAUUUUGGGCCAUUUGCCUUUUCUCUGUUUAAUUGUUUACAAUUUCAUUCACUCUGUUUAUUUCAAUGAUAGCAGCCCGAUUAACAUGUUUCAGAUAAUUAUCUAAGAUAAAAUCACACUUUACAUAAGGCCUAUAUAGUAUAUGCUGUUUAAGAAUUGUAUAUUGUCUAGCACUGAAUAGAGCAUGGGACGUGA